Branchiostoma belcheri (Belcher's lancelet) is the source of this 900-nucleotide messenger RNA. RefSeq lists its product as uncharacterized. The transcript has 7 exons. The coding region runs from base 10 to 900 and encodes 296 amino acids. The record is from RefSeq and is a predicted model, not a curated record. NCBI's taxonomy places the organism in Eukaryota, Metazoa, Chordata, Leptocardii, Amphioxiformes, Branchiostomatidae.
CAGACUGACAUGGAGGCAUCAGCAGCACCUACCAGUCCUACUGAUGCAGAAAUAAGAGAGAAAGUCCGCUCCAUCAACUACAGCGAUACUGGGGAGGUUACCGUAAUGGGCCGACAGAUCAAAUACAACACCAGCAUGCGGUUUGAAUUCAACACGAUGCAGCUGAUCUAUUACUGCGAAGCGUGGGACAUCGGGAGCGGCCAAUCUGACAACUCCGGUAAACGCGAGAGCCGCCAGGGGGCAGCAGAGCACGCCAUCGAACACCUGUUCAAGCGCCUCAGGAAAAAUGGUACUCUCCAAGCGAAGGUUUCGCCGGAGCUAAUGAGAAAGAUUGGACGGGCAGAGUGCGCAGAGGACGCGGAGAGAAUUGCGGCAAGUGAGCGGCAAGGUGCAGAUUUCCCUGACAGUAACCAGACUGGCAUGGAGGCACCAGCAGCCCCUACCAGUCCGACUGAUGCCGAAAUAAGAGAGAAAGUCCGGUCCAUCAACUACAGCGAUACUGGGGAGGUUACCGUAAUGGGCCGACAGAUCAAAUAUAACACCAGCAUGCGGUUUGAAUUCAACACGAUGCAGCUGAUCUAUUACUGCGAAGCGUGGGACAUCGGGAGCGGCCAAUCUGACAACUCCGGUAAACGCGAGAGCCGCCAGGGGGCAGCAGAGCACGCCAUCGAACACCUGAUGAAGCGCCUCAGGAAAAAUGGUGCUCUCCAAGCAAAGGUUUCGCAUGCCUUUAAGACACUAAAGCACCUGUUGACAGAGGUGAAAAUAGCAGACGACUUCCGUACUGACACCUACUACAGACUGUCCAUGCACGUGGCUGAGUCAGGUCUGACCUUCCGUGCUGAGAAGGGAGACGAACUAGCCACGUGGAUCUACGCAGACGGGCAGUUAACUACCUGA